CGCGCGUCUUUCGAAGGCUUCCUAGGAACCAAUAAGCGGCUGGAGACUGAACCCGAGCACCCGAAGGAGAAGUAAGAAAUGAAGAGACGUUCUGAUUGGUUGCUAGAAGAUGCUUCGCCCCACCCUCAAUUAGGAUGCACCAAUUAGUUGAGAGGAGGGGCGAGCUCCGCACGGGGCUACAGCCGCUACCGCGGCCUGGACGGCAGCCGUAGCGUGAACUCAGCCACUGGAGGCAACGCCGCCGCUAGGGUGUUGGUGUUCGGCAGCCAGUGAUGAAGCCGCCUAUUUCAAUACAAGCAAGUGAAUUUGACUCCUCAGAUGAAGAGCCUGGUGAAGACGAACAGACUCCAAUUCAGAUUUCUUGGCUACCUCUAUCACAAAUAAAUUGUUCUCAGUUUCUCGGUUUAUGUGCUCUUCCAGGUUGUAAAUUUAAAGAUGUUAGAAGAAAUGUUCACAAAGACACAGACGAACUAAGGAGCUAUGGUAUACAGGACAUAUUUGUUUUCUGCACCAGAGGGGAACUGUCAAAAUAUAGAGUCCCAAACCUUUUGGACCUCUACCAGCAGCAUGGAAUUAUCACUCAUCACCAUCCCAUCCCAGAUGGAGGAACACCUGACAUAGACAGGUGCUGGGAAAUAAUGGAGGAGCUCGCAAUCUGCCUCAAAAACAACCGCAAAACCUUACUACACUGUUAUGGAGGCCUUGGGAGAUCCUGUCUUGUAGCCGCUUGUCUCCUCUUGUACCUGUCUGACACAGUCUCACCACAGCAAGCCAUAGACAGCCUUCGAGAUGUAAGAGGAUCUGGGGCGAUCCAGACCAUUAAAGUAAGGAGCUCAGCAGUUCUGUCUGCUUGGUGGGAUGCAUAAGAGACAGCCAGGGCCACCACAAUGAAAAUCCACAUGCUUAUUUCACACACACCUAUUUUUUUCAUUUACAUUUAAACAGAACUCACAAGUAUGCAAAAGCCAAAAGCCCACAGUAUUUAAAGCAAAACAAUGAGAAAUUUUAAACUUCUCACCUUCCAGGAUCUACUACUGCUCAGUUUUUGUCCCUUGUCUGUUCUGGGAAUGGAUCCUCUCAAUUGGAAUGGGAUGGAUGUUUGCUAUAAACUUGGUACUACUUUCUUGGGUAGAUGCUUUUUCAGAAAGAUCUAAAUAAGAUCCUACUAGGCCACUGAAUCACUUAACAAAGAUGAAUUCAUGGUAUAUAUUAUAUGUUAUAUACUUUUUUCAUGUAAAGCAGUACUCAUUACCUUUUUGCUGUGGAUAACUAAAAUGGCAUCUUUCACAUAGGGACAAAGAACCUUUUUCCUUUUUUUCUGCCAAGGGCCAUUUGGAUAUGUAUAUGCUCAUUAUAGGCCCUACAGAAUGAUCAGUACAGGCAGAUAACCAGGCAGCCAAUAGGAUAUGCGUGUCCCACAAUGUGCCCAGUGAUUUCACUAGCUCACAAAGAUGACUCAUGCAAACACUUAUACAGCACAGAGCAGUGCCACACAUGUUAUUGUACACUAUGUUACCAACACAGUAUUGCAGUUUCACUUUAUUUCUAGAUCUAUAGACCUAGUGUGCCUUCCUUCCCCAAACACCCUGUCCAGCUUUCCACUAGAUCACACAGAAAAGUGGGUGUUAAAAGAAUCUUAGCCUUGAGGCAGAGAUGAUCUUAAAAACCCAUCUGUCCAGUGAAUCAUUACAAUGAUCAAGCAAUAUGAUCCUCAAGGCUAUUUAAGUCAGGUCAUAAACAAAACAUUCCAUAUAAGAGCCACUUUCAAUGUACAGUUUUAAAAAGGAUAAAUUCCUUUAUUAUGUUAAAAUCAAAUGAUGCUUCCAAUUUGUCUUUGAAAUGCACAAAUACAUGAAUGAAUACAUGUUUUAUAUGGUUAAUACUGGAAAAAAAUGAAGCCUGCACUAGUAUGGGCUGCAGCGCAUUACCCUGGGCAUUGCACAGCCAACAGGCUUUAACCUACUGCUAAUAUAGCUUAGCAGUACAUGACCUGCACCAGGAUUGGUAUG
Messenger RNA from Perognathus longimembris pacificus (Pacific pocket mouse), 2009 nucleotides. RefSeq names its product cyclin dependent kinase inhibitor 3 (gene Cdkn3). The transcript has 8 exons. Gene Ontology annotation, molecular function: protein tyrosine phosphatase activity. Gene Ontology annotation, cellular component: nucleus. The record is from RefSeq and is a predicted model, not a curated record. Gene Ontology annotation, biological process: protein dephosphorylation. Lineage: Eukaryota; Metazoa; Chordata; Mammalia; Rodentia; Heteromyidae. The coding region runs from base 273 to 866 and encodes 197 amino acids.